Messenger RNA from Strongylus vulgaris, 518 nucleotides. The record is from the annotation of a GenBank genome assembly. Lineage: Eukaryota; Metazoa; Nematoda; Chromadorea; Rhabditida; Strongylidae.
AUGAAUUAUUUCUACAGAAGUGUCACGCCUAUUGUUCUUACGGAAGGUUUUUUUUUUCCGCAGGUGUCGGGCACAUCACGCUCGGUACUUCUUGCGACGAUUCUGGAGUUACGCCUACGAGAUUAUGCCGAAGGCAAUAUAGAAGAUGCAAAAUGUGAAGAACUGCUGAUCCCGUUCAUAGAAGAGGAGAACAUGACUGAAGCGCUGCAUCUCGCGCGAGUUUUUCAUUGCUUCCCCGUUGUGCAGCACAUUCUGAAAAAAACAGGCCGAACAAAAGAACUCAUACAGUACUACUUAAAGAAUGGCAAAAUCAAAGAAGUUGUCGAAUUGUGCAAGAAUGAAAAAAAGUCGGAUAUGUGGAUGGAUCUUCUGGUGUACAUCUCCAAGAAAGAAGGGCCUGUAGAUGAGAAAGUGGUGCAAGAGAUGUUAGCAGGGUCAGUCUUCCGGUUUAUUUGUUUAGUUAUAGCUAAAAUAGGUGUACUUUUCAGCUUUUUUCGAAUGCGAGUAAAUGAAUGAGU